AUGUUCUGUUUGCCACUACUGUUGUCAACAUCGGUGAUAAAGUGCAAGGGUCUGUGCGACCCCGUGACCCACGAGAUCCCGGAACUCUUGUCGGACCCUGGGAAUUACAAUCGCCUGUCUUUACUGGGUCAACUCAUACUUAUUUGCUUCAGUAAAGUCAAUAAAAUAAUAAUAAUGGAGAGCUGGUUGGACGACGUCAAGCGUGUGAGAAUACCACGACCCAAAUUUGAGCGAAAAUAUCCCACGGAGCCUCCGAAAGACUACUUAGAAGACUGCAGCGACCUCGGUGGCAAAAGACGGCAUCAUGACAACAAGGACUUGGCUAAAGCAACAGAAGAACUAAGAAGAACGUUGCAAGAAAAGCUAUGA
Molecule: messenger RNA, 369 nt
Organism: Danaus chrysippus (African queen)
Lineage: Eukaryota; Metazoa; Arthropoda; Insecta; Lepidoptera; Nymphalidae
Source: the annotation of a GenBank genome assembly